AUAUUCAAUUUGUCUGCUAUCUUCAAGUCAGUGGUCUCCGCGAAUAGAGCGUUUCCCCGAAUGCAGCCAUAUUCGGCUGUAUAAACACUAUAAAUAUUACGAUAUGAGAUGAUGACCGGGGAUAUCGGGGGAAAUAGAUCGAUGGUGAAGUUUGUGAAACGUUCAGAAACGCGAAUUUCAGAGUUUUUAAUUGUCGUAGUUCAUGACGUGGCGAUUAUAGAGACAAGAAACGGGUUAAAUUUAGUAAAUAAUAAUACUGACGUACUAUGAGUACGACACACUGAUCAACAUUGUGAUUGAUGCGACGCUCGCCUGUGAUCUGAGACGUAUAGUCACACACACACACACCGCACAUACCAUUCAUACAUAUACACAUAUAACAUUUCUGCAGGUGGCCGAGGGAUAGCCUGAAUCCACGAAAUUCUUUUCUAAACGCGCACAGCCGAAUACAUUUCAAAUGACAAAUACUAUGGGUGGAGCGCACUUAUAUACACCACAAUCCAUCUUACAACAGAUGAUGAACCAACAGAACCUACAGCAGCAACAGAAUCUACAGCAGAUUGGAUCAUGGAUGCAAACACCACAAGUACCACCAAUAACUAUUCCCUGGAGUGUACCAUCAGCGUUACAUCAAUCAGAAUUGGUUAGAUUUACUGGAGAUACCAGCUCUGGACCAAUACUUCAUCAGAAAAGAAAAUUAGAAGCACCAGAUGUUGUAGAUACGCGUCAAACAAAGCAGUUUAUAACAGAAGAAAAAAUAACUGCACAUUUUAAAGAUCUGCACAUUAGUUCUAAUUAUGAAUCCGAGAAUCCGGCGCCAUCAACUUCUACUGUUCAUACGUCAUCUUCCUGUUAUAAGCCAUUAGAUAUGGAUUUGGAUGUCGAUGCAACGAAUGCAUUAAAUACAGAACAAACAAGCGAUCUACAUCCAAGAUUGGUCCUUUCAGAGGAACUCAAGCGAAUGCAAGAGGAACCUAUUUUGCCAUCGACUCUUAUAUCUAAAUUAGAGAGGCCUUCUAUGGCUCUGGUUCUUUGGGAACCACCAAAUAGACAUCUUCGUAUCCUACCAACGAGAAAUACUCCAACGCCAAUCCCAAAUACAUCCGACGACAAUAAUAACAACAAUAAUGUUACUAUUCCCGAUCUAAAUAACAUAUUAUCCAGUGCCAGAUCACCAUUCGAGCCAAUGGAGUUAUGAGAUUCUUUGGUUAGUACUGCAUAUUUUAUCUCCAAAUAUGUUGAAAACGAAAAAGUAUAAAUAUUGUAUUUUAAAUUGAAAAAAGAUUUCAAUAAUCUGCAAAAUGUAAACUAGAGUAGGAUAAGGGAUAAAAUGUGUUUUGCGGUUUCUCCUACUGUAUAAUAAUCAUUUGAGUGAUGCAUCUGAGUGAGUUUGAAACACAUCUCUAAUAUAUUAUUUUCAUAAUCAUGAAUUUCACAUCAUUUUAAUAUGUCUUAUUAUAAUUUCGCUAUUUAAGAUUCCUGAAUAAUCACCACAAUCAUAUUGAAUUGUGACGUCAAAAAUGACAUGGCAAUUUUUAUUACAUACCAUUUGUAAAUAAAGACUAUUUGGAUAAAACAAAAUGAUGAUAUCGCUUUAAAAUAAUAAUAUGUAAAAAUGGACGAAAACUAUGUUUAUCUCUCUCCAGACAGUCAGUAAAUGAUCGUAAAAAGUGAUAAAGGCACAUGAAAGCAUGGUGGAAUAAGAAAGAUAAACUAUUGCGUAUAAUGGCGAAAAAAGAGUGAGAGACACAAAAUGACAACCAAUCUUUGGACUCCAACAGAGCUCACAAAUUUCAAACGCACAUAAUGGUGAUCAGAAAUUAAGUGAUUGAGGUCCAAAGAUUGGUUGUCAUUUUGUGUCUCUCACUUUUUUUUCGCCAUUAUACGCAAUAGCUUACCUUUCUUAUUAUUAUAAGUGAUUGGCUGUUAGCUUCCCACUAUUUUUAGGCUACUGCAUAUCCAUAGGAAUAGCUUAUCUUUCUUAUUGCUACCAUGCGUGAAAGUGAAAAUAUCUACGCUACGUAUGUGUAUUGAGUAAAAGCACUUUCACAUGUCUUUUAUCUACGACACUUUUUAUUUACGAUUAUUUACUGACUAUCAAGAGAAAUAAAGAUAGCUUUCGUCCAUUUUUACAACUGUUUUAAAAUAAUAUUAGCAUUUUGUUUUAUCCAAAUCGUCUUUAUUUACAAAUGGCACAUAAAAUUAACAUGUCAUUUCUCGCUUUUGACAUCACGAUUCUAUACGACUGUAGUAGUAACUACUCAGGAGCUUUAAAUACGGCAUAUACCUUUUUCAUUAUAUACGUAUUCUUUAUUGUAUA
Molecule: messenger RNA, 2320 nt
Organism: Acromyrmex echinatior (Panamanian leafcutter ant)
Lineage: Eukaryota; Metazoa; Arthropoda; Insecta; Hymenoptera; Formicidae
Source: RefSeq, a predicted model, not a curated record